AUGGAGAAACCUGUUCAACCUGUUAUUUUGGAUUCAACUCCAGAAAUUAUGGAGUUUGAUACAGCCUUUAGUCUUCACGAUAUUAAGUUGGUGAAAUCCAAGAUACUUCUUACCAGAAAAGAAAUUAUGCAUAAUAUAAAAGACUUGAAAGUGAAACUUAGAGGAAGCUCAUUGCAACUCGCUGGAGAUUUACGUCUCGAAUUAGAAGAAAUGUCUGUUCCCAACUUAACAUGGAAGGACCUAAUUGCCAGUAAAGUAAUAAGUGAUGAUUCUGAGUUGGUACAAAAAUUAACAGGACAAGCACAUCAGAAUUCAUGA
Molecule: messenger RNA, 318 nt
Organism: Entrophospora candida
Lineage: Eukaryota; Fungi; Glomeromycota; Glomeromycetes; Entrophosporales; Entrophosporaceae
Source: the annotation of a GenBank genome assembly